ACCUGUCAAAUCUAUUACCCAAAUUUCCAUCGUCACACAAAUACUUUUACAAUUUUUGCAAUAAUUAAAAUUAAAUCACACAUUUUCAACCAUGGAAGACAAUUUUGAGCCCCUGGAACCGUCUCUACGUAACGUAAUUGAUCAAAAGUCGCUAAGAUGGAUUUUUGUCGGAGGAAAAGGCGGUGUGGGCAAAACUACAUGCAGUUGCAGCCUAGCCGUGCAAUUAGCAAAGGUCCGUGAAUCAGUGCUUAUCAUAUCCACUGAUCCAGCACACAACAUCUCUGAUGCAUUCGACCAGAAAUUUUCCAAGGUGCCCACAAAAGUUAAAGGUUUCGAGAACCUAUUUGCCAUGGAGAUCGACCCCAAUGUUGGGUUGAAUGAGCUUCCAGAAGAGUACUUUGAGGGGGAGACUGAGGCGAUGAGGCUUGGCAAGGGAGUCAUGCAGGAAAUUGUCGGGGCCUUCCCUGGUAUUGAUGAAGCUAUGAGCUAUGCUGAGGUAAUGAAACUGGUGAAGGGUAUGAACUUCAGUGCGGUGGUGUUCGACACGGCCCCGACGGGACACACGCUGCGGCUGCUCUCCUUCCCGCAGGUCGUGGAGAAGGGGUUGGGGAAACUCAUGCGCCUGAAGUCUAAGGUGGCGCCGUUUAUAAACCAAGUAGCGGCACUAUUCGGGCUCGCAGAGUUCAACUCAGACAUGUUCAGCAACAAGAUGGAUGAGAUGCUCUCCGUCAUCAGACAAGUCAACGCGCAGUUCAAGGACCCGAAUCAGACCACUUUUGUGUGCGUUUGCAUAGCCGAGUUCCUGUCUUUGUACGAAACUGAACGACUAGUGCAGGAGCUAACACGGUGUGGCAUCGACACGCAUAAUAUCAUUGUGAAUCAGCUGCUUCUACACACGUCAGCCCCGUGUGAGCUCUGUGCCGCUCGCCAUAAGGUCCAAGAGAAGUAUUUGGAGCAAAUAGCAGACUUGUACGAGGACUUCCAUGUUACGAAGCUCCCACUGUUAGACAAGGAGGUCCGCGGGGCAUCGGCUGUCAACUCCUUCUCAGAACAUUUGGUGAAGCCGUAUGCAGCUCAAACUUAGGUUUUAGUUGAUUAUUUUAUUAAAUGUUUUUGCGUUAUUUGGGCGGUAGAUGUCUAGCAUGUUACUUGUUUUAGUUGGUUACAUACUCAUUGGCGUUCUGGACAUCUACCGCUUUAUCAUAUUUAAUAAAAAAAUAGUACUAAAUUCACUUUUUUGACUUGGGGAUUGGGUUAUCAUUUCAGUUUCUGUUUGAUACUUAUAAAAGGUGCUGACUGGUCACAAGCUUACAUCUUGCGUAUACCCAAAUUGUAACUCUGAAGUGGUUCAUUUAAAUUCUUUUGAAUGUGAAUUAUUUUGUUUGUUAAUAACAUGAAAUAAUGGUUAAUUGUAUAUCCAUAGAAAUAUCACUUUGCUGUAAGUAUCA
Plutella xylostella (diamondback moth) is the source of this 1448-nucleotide messenger RNA. Its product is annotated as ATPase ASNA1 homolog. Gene Ontology annotation, molecular function: ATP binding; ATP hydrolysis activity. Lineage: Eukaryota; Metazoa; Arthropoda; Insecta; Lepidoptera; Plutellidae. Gene Ontology annotation, cellular component: GET complex. Gene Ontology annotation, biological process: tail-anchored membrane protein insertion into ER membrane. The record is from RefSeq and is a predicted model, not a curated record.